UUUGGGCGUCCUUCCUCUAAGCCUCUCCCUCCCAGAGACCCCAACCAGGUUAAGGAGACAGAAUAAAAUGGCUGCCUUGACCAUAGACCCAGUGGAGCAGCCACGGAUGUACCAACAGACCCUGCUUCAGGAUGGACUCUGUGACCUCUUGGAGAAUGAGAAGUUUGUGGACUGCGUCCUCAAAAUCCAAGACAAGGAGUUUCCCUGCCACCGGUUAGUGCUAGCUGCAAGCAGCCCCUUUUUCAAAGCAAUGUUUCUGUCUGACUUGGAGGAAAGCAAGAAACGUGAGAUUGUCCUCAAAGAUGUCCAGCCAAGUGUUAUGGGGAUGAUCCUGCGUUACUUGUACACCUCAGACAUUAACUUGACAGAGCAGAAUGUCCAGGAUAUUUUCAUGGUUGCCAACAUGUACCAGAUCCCCUCCAUCUUCUCAGUAUGUGUGUCAUACCUCCAAGAAAAGCUGGUGCUGGGAAACUGCUUGGCUAUCUUCAGGCUGGGGUUGCUGUUGGACUGCCCAAGGCUUGCGCUGGCUGCACGGGAGUUCAUUUGUGAACGCUACCAGGUUAUUGUCAGGGACCAGGACUUCCUCCAGCUUGGCCCAGGUGAGUUGGCCUCCAUCAUCACCUCAGAUGCCCUCAACGUGGAGCGGGAAGAGGUGGUAUUUGAGUCCGUGAUGGAUUGGGUUGGGCACGACAAGGAAGAUCGGCUCAAGAACCUGCUGGACCUGUUGUGCUGUGUUCGUUUCCGGCUGAUACCCUUGGAUUAUUUCUCCGAGAAAGUGGAGAAACACCUGUACAUUAAGAACAACCAAGAGAUCAAGACGGAGCUGGAGCUUGUAAAAAACGCCUACAGAGGUCAGCUGCCGAAGCCCAGCAAACUCAAAGGGGCAGAGGGUGGAGAAGGAAGUGAGGAUGAUGAUGAUGAUGAGGAAGGGCUUCUUCCAGGUAUCCUCAACAAUAACCUUCGGUUUGGAAUGUUUGAGACGGACCUGAUACUGUUGAUAAGUGACACGGGAACUGUGGCCUAUGACCCAGUACGAAAUGAAUGCUUUGUGGCCUCAGACUCAACAGAAAUUCCUAAGAACCACUGCAGUUUGGUCACCAAGCAGAACCAGGUGUUUGUUGCUGGAGGUUUGCUCUAUAAUGAAGAGAACAAAGAUGAGCCCUUCAGUUCUUACUUCCUGCAGUUUGACCCAGUAAGUUCAGAGUGGCUGGGGAUGCCUUCAUUACCAAACCCUCGUUGUCUGUUCGGGCUGGCCGAAGUGGAGAACUCCAUCUUCGUUGUUGGUGGCAAGGAGCUGAAGGAUGGAGAGCAUGUUUUAGACUCUGUCAUGAUCUAUGACAGACAGUCAUUCAAGUGGGGUGAGUCAGACCCGCUACCUUAUGCAGUGUAUGGCCAUGGGGCCGUGUCACACAACGGCAUUGUUUACGUCAUUGGAGGAAAGUCAGAAAGCAAAAAGUGCAUGAGGAGGGUGUGUGCCUACGACCCCAACAAAUUUGAGUGGAAGGACAUGGCUCCCCUGAAGACGGCCCGCUCCCUGUUUGGUAUCACCGUCCACAAAGACCAGAUCUAUGUGGUGACUGGGGUCACAGACACAGGCCUCACAGGCACUGUGGAGGUCUAUGACAUUGCUACAAACAAGUGGUCUGAGUUUACGGAGUUCCCACAGGAGCGCAGCUCCCUUAGUCUGAUCUCGCUGGGAGGAUAUCUAUACGCAGUGGGAGGCUUCACCAUGAUGCCCAGCGAGACCAGCGAGGAGCUCGCCCCAACAGAGAUGAACGACAUCUGGAGAUACGAUGAGUCAGAUAAGUGCUGGAAUGGGAUUUUGAGAGAGAUUCAGUAUGCGGAGGGAGCAACGAUUCUUCCUGUGCAUCUCAAUACGCUGCGUUUCACCAAGCUGUAGCCACACGCGCCGCUAACGCCACUUAGCUAGUAGCGUGGCACUGAUUAAAUGCUGACUGCAGAGUAGGAGUUUCACAGGCCCAAACAAGCUACAUGAAGGGUACGUUUUAAUUUGUCUCCAUAGACAGAGAUACUCUCAAUUCAGAAUCUAUCAUUAUGUUGAAAAUUUCACAGCAGGGGGAGACAAAUCCUUUGGUCACUCCUGAUGCAGGGAAGCAAUGGAGUAAGUUGUUGAUGAAGAUAACAUGAGAAAAAAGUAUUGAGUACUAUUUGUACAUCUUUUUUUUGUUACAUUAUUUCAUAUGUUUUCUUUAUUACUUGUUUGCUGUAAAUGUUGUGGAAAU
Molecule: messenger RNA, 2243 nt
Organism: Lampris incognitus (smalleye Pacific opah)
Lineage: Eukaryota; Metazoa; Chordata; Actinopteri; Lampriformes; Lampridae
Product: kelch-like protein 40a
Exons: 6
Coding region: 68-1900 (610 amino acids)
Molecular function (GO): protein binding
Source: RefSeq, a predicted model, not a curated record